Alosa alosa (allis shad) is the source of this 897-nucleotide messenger RNA. RefSeq names its product proteasome 20S subunit beta 3 (gene psmb3). The transcript has 6 exons. Gene Ontology annotation, cellular component: proteasome core complex, beta-subunit complex; proteasome core complex. The coding region runs from base 142 to 759 and encodes 205 amino acids. Gene Ontology annotation, biological process: proteasome-mediated ubiquitin-dependent protein catabolic process. The record is from RefSeq and is a predicted model, not a curated record. Lineage: Eukaryota; Metazoa; Chordata; Actinopteri; Clupeiformes; Clupeidae.
CCGGCCACUGCUCUUGGUGGUUGAUUCUCUCAGAAAUCGUGUAGUCACUGUGGGCUUGUAUUUCUUCUAACUGAAACUGCCCGUACACAAAGACGGCAGUAUAAUUUCACCACGCAAAUCGACAAACUUAUAAAUUUCAAGAUGUCUAUUAUGUCCUAUAACGGAGGGGCCGUCAUGGCCAUGCGGGGCAAAGAGUGUGUGGCCAUCGCAGCAGACCGGCGGUUUGGGGUUCAAGCACAGAUGGUCACCACUGACUUCCAGAAGGUCUUCCCUAUGGGAGACAGACUCUACAUCGGCCUGGCAGGCCUGGCAACAGACGUACAAACAGUAGCGCAAAGACUGAAAUUUCGUCUGAACCUGUAUGAGCUGAAGGAGGGUCGUCAGAUCAAACCAAAGACAUUUAUGAGCAUGGUGUCCAACCUACUCUACGAAAGGAGGUUUGGACCUUACUACAUUGAGCCCGUCAUCGCUGGGCUGGACCCCAAGACCCUCGAGCCUUUCAUCUGCUCCCUGGACCUCAUCGGCUGCCCCAUGGUGACGGAGGACUUUGUCGUGAGUGGCACGUGUUCGGAGCAAAUGUACGGCAUGUGCGAGUCUCUCUGGGAGCCCGACCUGGCGCCCGAUGACCUGUUUGAGACCAUCUCCCAGGCCAUGUUGAAUGCUGUGGACAGGGACGCCGUCUCUGGCAUGGGGGUUAUUGUGCAUGUCAUUGAGAAGGACAAGAUCACCACACGCACCCUGAAGGCCAGAAUGGAUUAGACCUCUCCACUGCUGCGUCCAGUUUUUCCAUUCACCUCAACCUCACUUUUUAUAUGACAAAAGAACUGCUCAUACUGUUUAUUGUUUUCUUAUUGGAGUUGCCCUGUUCAUUAAAUAAUAAAUCUCUAGUGUCCUGAA